Messenger RNA from Arvicanthis niloticus (Nile rat), 392 nucleotides. NCBI's taxonomy places the organism in Eukaryota, Metazoa, Chordata, Mammalia, Rodentia, Muridae. The record is from RefSeq and is a predicted model, not a curated record.
UCUCAAACCGCCAUCCCACAAACAUGGAUCAGGUAAUACAGUUUGUUGAGCCAAGUCGGCAGUUUGUAAAGGACUCGAUUCGGCUGGUUAAAAGAUGUACCAAACCCGACAGAAAAGAAUUCCAGAAGAUUGCCAUGGCCACAGCGAUAGGAUUUGCUAUCAUGGGAUUCAUUGGCUUCUUUGUGAAACUGAUCCAUAUCCCUAUUAACAACUUUAUUGUGGGUGGCUGAGUCCUUUCUCAUCAUGGGUCAAGUGAACCAAUCAGGGGGGACAAGCUCAUGAAGUAAAACCUUGCGUGGAUACUUUGUGGUUUUGUUUCUUUCCAUCUUCCUAUGAGGUUUUUUAUUUCUAAAUUAAAAUAAUUUCAAAAUAAACACUUUUUCCAUAACAGA